Polistes canadensis is the source of this 1248-nucleotide messenger RNA. Its product is annotated as phospholipase B1, membrane-associated-like. Bases 1 to 1248 code for a protein of 415 amino acids. Gene Ontology annotation, molecular function: glycerophospholipase activity. Lineage: Eukaryota; Metazoa; Arthropoda; Insecta; Hymenoptera; Vespidae. The transcript has 8 exons. The record is from RefSeq and is a predicted model, not a curated record. Gene Ontology annotation, biological process: phospholipid metabolic process.
AUGAAAGUAAGAAAUACGAUUUUACUGUUCAUUAUUCAAAUAGUUGCUUUUAUACAAGGUGCCACUUUCACAGAAAUGUUACUAAAUCUUUUUAAAUCCGGAAGGGAAGAUCUCUAUGCUAAUGGUAUAAUUUAUUCGAUAAUUCCCGAUGGAGUACGAAGACAACCAAAUAUACCGAAAACAAUUCCGUUUCCUUGCGACAUCCGUUUCGGCAGAUCACCAUAUAUACCGAACAGUGUUCAUAAGUUAAGACCAGGUGACAUUGAUGUUAUCGGUGGUCUCGGUGAUUCUUUGAUAGCUGGAAGUGGUGCUUUAGAAGAAUUUGCUAUUGGAACUUUCAUCGAAGCACGUGGUGUCAGUUGGUGUGUUGGUGGCCAAGACAAUUGGCGAAGAUUUUUGACCUUACCAAAUUUAUUAAAGGUAUUCAAUCCAAAUUUAACUGGAUAUUCGACAGGUACAGGUGAAUUCAUUUCCUCAAAAGCGAAAUUAAAUAUUGCAUUUCCCGUAGCAGCUACCGAAGAUGCUUUUGAACAAGCAAAAAUACUCGUUCACAGAAUAAGAAAUGAUCCUAAAAUUGAUUUUACCAAACAUUGGAAGUUGAUCACAAUUUUCUUCGGUGCAAAUGAUAUCUGUUCGGCUCAAUGUUACAGCCCUGAACAAUUCUCGCCAUUACGUCAUGCUUAUCAUCUAAAAAAAGUCUUGGAUUAUCUUAAAAUGGCAUUACCUCGUACUCUCGUUAACCUUAUUCCUACCAUAGAUGUCACAAUUUCUCUUCGAGUAAAACAAAGUACUAUGUGUACUAUUUUACAUCAAUUUUAUUGCGCUUGUAUGCAUCGAGGAUUUCGAUCGCACAUUAAAGUGUCAACGAUGGCAAUGAUGUAUCAAAAAGCGGUCGAAUCUUUAAUCAAUUCUGGAAGAUAUGAUCAUUCGGAGGAAUUUACAGUGGUAUUGCAGCCAUUUAUGAAAUUAUUUAAUUCACCAAAUGCUGAUCCGAGUAGAGCAGGACCAAUCGAUACUAAUUUAGUCACAUAUGACUGUUUCCACUUUAGUCAAAAAGGUCAUGCACUUGCUGCUAAUCUUCUUUGGAAUAAUAUGUUUGAACCAGUUGGAAAUAAAACAGAGUAUGGAUUACCAAAAAUAUUAGAAAGGGUUAAAUGUCCAACAAAAAGUGCACCCUACAUAUUCACAAAUGUAAAUUCAAUGAUAUUUAAACGAAUAGGAUAUCAAGAUGGAAUUAUACCGAGAUAA